Messenger RNA from Prorocentrum cordatum, 732 nucleotides. Lineage: Eukaryota; Dinophyceae; Prorocentrales; Prorocentraceae. The record is from the annotation of a GenBank genome assembly.
AUGGCCCGCAUCGCCGGCGAAAUAAACGGCCCAGUGGCCAAGCAGCAUGGCUCUUGCGCCGAAAUCUCUGGCGACUUCUGCCCCGAGGGCACGAGCCCACAGAGUAAGCGUGGCUUCGAUUCCACGACGUUCGGAACAGUUUACGCUGGCACUUUUGCCGUAUUCAAGCCGGCAUCCAUGGGCAUCGGUUUUGUGGUCGGUUUUCUGAUUGGUGGUCCUGCGCUCGGAGCGGCCUUUGCCGCGGGAGCCGCCAUCCCUGGGCCAGCUUUCGUGGUGCCCGUGCCGAUUGCGGCCGCUGCCGCCACGGAUUGGUUUCCCAAGUGCCGUUGUUUCCCAAACGAGUGCGUCUUUGACGAGCAUCUUCGAUCGUGUGCCAUGGCAGCGUCCGGAAAGUCGUCGAAUCCCUUCGAGCGUUUACCGUACCCCGGGCAGAAGUGCGUGCCAGCUGGGGAGCCUGGCAAUGAUGGAAUAAUCGUGUGCAAGCUGCAGGCUUGUUCAGCAGAUGACUACGCACCGGCUUGGGAGCAAGUGCCCAUCUUCGGUUCAGUGGGAACGCACCGUGAGGAGACGCGCAACUGCUUGAGUUCCAGUGGCAAUGUGGAAGAUAGUUUGCUGCUAGUGGACAAUUUGCCUGGCGCGAAUGGUGGUACCUUGAACAAUACUGUUGGCAAUCGCACAGCUCUCUACAAGUCCAUGGGAGUACAGCCCCCCAUCACGCAAUCACGUGAGUAA